Phascolarctos cinereus (koala) is the source of this 1947-nucleotide messenger RNA. It is a transcript of the gene CNIH2, whose product is annotated as cornichon family AMPA receptor auxiliary protein 2. NCBI's taxonomy places the organism in Eukaryota, Metazoa, Chordata, Mammalia, Diprotodontia, Phascolarctidae. Gene Ontology annotation, biological process: vesicle-mediated transport. The record is from RefSeq and is a predicted model, not a curated record.
GGGGGGAGGGGAGCUGUCAUUUGUGAGUAUGGGUGUGAAUGCGCGCGCGCGCGUGUAUGUGUGUGCGUGUGCUCGCUUGCUUGCUUGCGGGGGCGGGCGCUGGGCCGGCUGUGCUGGGUACGAUCACCCCGAACUAAUGUGGGCUCUGCCCCCCGCCCCAUAGGACCCUCCCGCGACCCGUCUCUUCCAGUCCCUCGCUCGGCGGACGCCAGUGGGCUGUCGCGUCCCCAGCAGCCUGCUAGCUUUGGGCUGUGGCCCCGCCCGCCUGGAGGCCAGGCCUGCCCCUUUGUGGGGGAGCCCCGCCCCGGCUCCGCCCCCCCAGCUUCCCGGGCUGGAGAGGGAGCCGCGGGGCGAGCGCAGGAUGAGCGAGAGGGGCAGGAGCAGCCGCCAGCGCCAGCGGACGCGCCCCCCGAGCCGCCUGCCCACCCCGCGCUCCCCGAGCCCCCAGCGGCCGGGCCGGCCGGCUGGGUGGGCGCGUCUCUCUUCGGGGCUCGCCUGGGCGACCCCCUCGGCCAUGCCAGGCCAGCGCUGAGCCCUGUGGGGCGGGGUGGCGGCCGGAGCGGGAGCCGGGCCGGGCCGGGGUCCCCCGGCGACGGGGCCACCCGACGGCGUAGGCUGGCGCCCCCCGGCCUGGCGCUGGGCCCCGGGGCCAUGGCGUUCACCUUCGCCGCGUUCUGCUACAUGCUGACGCUGGUGCUGUGCGCAUCCCUCAUCUUCUUUGUCAUCUGGCACAUCAUCGCCUUUGACGAACUGAGGACCGACUUCAAGAACCCCAUAGAUCAGGGCAACCCUGCCAGGGCACGUGAGCGUUUGAAAAACAUUGAGCGGAUCUGCUGCCUCUUAAGGAAGCUCGUGGUUCCCGAGUAUUCUAUCCACGGCCUGUUCUGCCUGAUGUUCUUGUGCGCCGCGGAGUGGGUGACCUUGGGCCUCAACAUCCCCCUCCUCUUCUACCACCUAUGGAGGUAUUUCCACCGCCCGGCAGACGGCUCCGAGGUCAUGUACGACGCCGUCUCCAUCAUGAACGCAGACAUCCUCAACUACUGUCAGAAGGAGUCCUGGUGCAAACUCGCCUUCUACCUGCUCUCCUUCUUCUAUUACCUGUACAGUAUGGUUUAUACGUUGGUGAGUUUCUAAAGGGGGAAGCCGGCCAGGGAAUGAACCCCAAGAACGGACCGGACGCCUGUGUACCCCCAUCCCCGCGCCCCUUUCGGACAGCGGAGAAGAGCCACUCCCCGCUCCCCCCCCCGUCCCCCAGAAGCCUCGGCUCUGGGGGAAGGCGAGGGGCGCCGGGGCCUCCUCAGCCCCUGCCCCCCGAAAUUGCUGCUAUGGGAUGGCCCGCCCCUCCCCCCAUCCCCAUUUCGCCCUCCUGCGCUGCGCCAGCCUCUGUCAGAGCGGCGCCUCCCAAAGGCAGCCGGGAGCCCAGGCGGACGGGGGCCCUUCGAGCCCCAAGCCCCUACUUGGAAAACCUAGUACUUGGGGAGGGGUUUGGGGUCCUCAUCCGCUUUGGAGAUAACUGAGGGACAGGGGACAGGGGUGCUGGAGAGGGACUGAGCUCGGGAGAGGGGAACUGGGCCCACCCCACUUCCAGAAGGAGCGACUAAUCAUCCCUCCGCUCUUUCCCAGCGACCCCAGGGCGUGGCCCGGGAGGCAGGGCCUCGGGGAGGGGAGGGGCGUGAGCAGGCUCAGCCGGGAGCUCCUCCUCAGCCCCACCUCCCGCUCCCUGCUCUCCCUCUGGCCUUCCCCUCCUUCUGCCUUUUCUCGGCUCUUUCUUCUGUGUCCCCCCCCCUUGCCACCCCCCCCACCCCUGUCCUUGUCUCUCCCCGUGCCCCGGUUUUCUAAGGCGUUGGGGGCCUGGCCCUCUGCAGCGCCUGGAGGAGUUUGUGUGUAAAACCCAAGUCUCUCUAGGCCAGUCCUGGCCAUUUGUGAUUGAAUAAACAGUUGCAAAGA